AUGUUCAAAGGCUAUGAGCCAUCGGAUGAAGCACUCUCUAGAUUCGCGGAUGACAUGGUACUCUGGCGUGACGAAAUCUUGAAUUCGGGCAUCCUCAAGAAGCGCUUCGACUAUUUCAGCCAGUAUCGCUCGCUACUCGAAUGCAAGAUUCCAUCUGCUGGAUUCGCGUACGGAAUCUACCACGUCAAGGUUGAGAGCAACGGCGACAAGCGAUUUGAGAAGUUGUUCGCAUUCAGCAAGCACGACCAUUACACUCAUACGAGUCUCAAUUUCGUGCUGAACGUGUACAACAAGCACCAUGGUGGUAACAUUCAAUUGACGCUCAUUGGUAACACGUGCCUAAAGUACGACAAAAAGGACCUAAUCGAAUCAUCCUCAGUCUUUCGCAACUGGUUCUCCAUCCUGCAGAAGUUCAAGCUCAAGUUUCCUAAAAACAAGCUCGUCAAGCAUCUCUCGAGCUCUGCGUGGGGUCAUCUGGUCUCAACUAACACGAUCAUCAAGCCUUUCGAUGAUGUAGACCCUGACGAAUACAGCACGGACAUUAACGAUACCGACGCUCAGUAA
Messenger RNA from Aphanomyces astaci, 564 nucleotides. RefSeq lists its product as hypothetical. The record is from RefSeq and is a predicted model, not a curated record. Lineage: Eukaryota; Oomycota; Saprolegniomycetes; Saprolegniales; Verrucalvaceae. Bases 1 to 564 code for a protein of 187 amino acids. The transcript has 3 exons.